UAUAACCCGCAUGGGGCUUCAGAUCCGUGCUCGGCACACAAAGCUCCCAUCAUCGUCAAACGACCACGAAGAACAAAAUCCAAAACACACAAAAAUUUCUCCAGCGAUGUCGACGAGAUCCGCGCUCCGUCGCCUAACUCCGUUCAUCGCCGGCCGAAUCCGUCAGAACUCGAGGCUCCUCAGCUCCUCCUCCUCCUCCGCCGCCGCCGCCGACGCUUCUUCGUCUCCAUCCUCCUCUGAAUCUCAAGAAGAAUCCAUUCAUUUGACCGAGAGCUGCAUCAAAAGAUUGAAAGAGCUACAAGCAAAACAAGCAUCUGGAUGCGAAAAGAUGCUGCGACUAAGUGUAGAAACUGGUGGGUGUUCCGGUUUCCAAUAUGUCUUUUUACUGGAUGACAAAAGAAAUACAGAUGAUAGGGUUUUUGAGAAAGGCGGCGUCAAAUUAGUGGUUGACAAUAUCUCCUAUGACUUUGUAAAAGGUGCCACUGUUGACUAUGUGGAAGAGUUGAUUCGUUCAGCCUUCGUGGUUAGUAUAUUCAUUAACAGUGCAUUUACAUAAUGUCAAACUCUCAUGUUUAGUUUUAUUUUGAACCACAUGUACCAUCAUUGCAAUGUUAUCUUUUUGCUUGCAUCAGCUGAUGAAUCGUACUAAAGCUUAAAUGCACGCGCAUUCUUAGUUUGCGAAGAUUAGAAAAUCAUGUUUAUUGAAAAAGAAAUGAUUAACUCAUUUUAACCCGCUUUCAUCUUUCUGAACACUGAUUGUUUCUCAAAACUUUUUUAUCCAAACGCUUGAAAAUGCAUAGGAUUAGCUUAAUCUGACUUAAGCUCAUAUCGGUUCUUUUACUAAUUUGGAUUUGCUUUCCGUAACUCAUUGUUGUUUUAUGCCGUUUCUGAUGUUGCACAUGCUGACCUUUGUUUUUCUUACAUUUUGCUUUUUUGCGGGGGCUUUAGAAAAAGAAAAUGUUCGACCCACACUGAUUUUUUUUUUCCUUGCUUGUAAGGUCGAUUUGCAUCAAUUUUUAUUAGAUCUGCCUUUCGCGAUAAUAUAUCAGCUGCGUAUAGUCAAAACAUGCUUUAUCUAUUAUAUUUCUAGAUUAUCAUCAUCUUGGAUCCAACAUUUUGUCGCCCUUAAUGUCGCCCUGUAGUAGUU
This is a messenger RNA of Asparagus officinalis (garden asparagus), 1147 nucleotides long. RefSeq names its product iron-sulfur assembly protein IscA-like 2, mitochondrial. Gene Ontology annotation, molecular function: iron ion binding; 2 iron, 2 sulfur cluster binding; 4 iron, 4 sulfur cluster binding. Gene Ontology annotation, cellular component: mitochondrion. The record is from RefSeq and is a predicted model, not a curated record. Gene Ontology annotation, biological process: iron-sulfur cluster assembly. Bases 11 to 556 code for a protein of 181 amino acids. The transcript has 4 exons. Lineage: Eukaryota; Viridiplantae; Streptophyta; Magnoliopsida; Asparagales; Asparagaceae.